GAUGCACACAUGAUCCGCCAUGAUGCACACAUGAUAGUGCCAUCCUUCACGGCAGUGUCAUUGGUGACAUGUUUAAUGAUGGCAGGCUUCAUGGAGUACUUAUUGGUGACACGGGCUACCCUCUGCGGCAAUGGCUCAUGACGCCCAUUCUAGAUCCCACCUCAAAUGCCGAACGUCACUACAACAGGUGCCACAGACGAACCUGUGUCCGGAUUGAGCAGACGAUUGGCCAGCUGAAAAAAAAAUUCCCGUGCCUUUCAGUUGGUCUCCGAGCUCAUCCUGAACGAGCAUGUCGUUUUAUAAGGGCGUGCUGUGUUCUGUUCAAUUUGUCAAAAACCUUUGGGGAGCCAGAAAUUGAGGAGUAUGAGCCCAUUGAAGAUGACGACCAUGACGUGAUCCCAUAUAAUGGCCCACUUCAGGAUGGAGUAGCUCAUCGAAAUCGUAUCAUUGACAGAUUUUUUUGAAUUUGAAUUU
Acanthaster planci (crown-of-thorns starfish) is the source of this 474-nucleotide messenger RNA. Its product is annotated as putative nuclease HARBI1. The record is from RefSeq and is a predicted model, not a curated record. Lineage: Eukaryota; Metazoa; Echinodermata; Asteroidea; Valvatida; Acanthasteridae.